Molecule: messenger RNA, 5297 nt
Organism: Hipposideros armiger (great roundleaf bat)
Lineage: Eukaryota; Metazoa; Chordata; Mammalia; Chiroptera; Hipposideridae
Gene: VCPIP1
Product: valosin containing protein interacting protein 1
Exons: 3
Coding region: 281-3949 (1222 amino acids)
Biological process (GO): Golgi reassembly; protein K48-linked deubiquitination; protein K11-linked deubiquitination
Molecular function (GO): cysteine-type deubiquitinase activity
Source: RefSeq, a predicted model, not a curated record
UGUCCGUGUGUCUGAGGGAGAGAGAGCGAGAGUCAGUGAGUGUGAGUGCGGGUUAGGGUGGUGGCCGUUACGUUCGGGGCAACGGCUAAGGCUGUGGAGAAGUAAGAAGAGAAACAACGUCCGGCGCUUCCGCCUUCGCUUAGGAGGAGGAGGAGCUGGUAGGAAAAGGAAAGUGAUUCGCCCUGGGCCUGGACUAGACCGAGUCAGGCCGGUGGGGGUCUGGGCUAUGAGCCUUUGAGGGUCGCUUGGGACGCGGAGCGAGACACGAGAGCCGACAGCUAUGUCUCAGCCGCCGCCGCCGCCUCCGCUGCCGCCGCCACCUCCUCCCCCUGAGGCUCCGCAGACUCCGCCGUCCCUCGCGGCGGCUGCGGCGGCUGCUCCGGGGAGCCUUUCGAAGCGGAGAGACCGGAGAAUCCUCUCCGGGAGCUGCCCGGAUCCGAAGUGCCAGGCGCGCCUGUUCUUCCCGGCCUCCGGUUCUGUCAGCAUCGAGUGUACUGAGUGCGGACAGCGGCACGAGCAGCAGCAGCUGCUGGGGGUUGAGGAGGUGACGGACCCGGACGUAGUGCUACACAACCUGCUGCGGAACGCGCUGCUGGGAGUGACAGGGGCACCCAAGAAGAACACGGAACUGGUAAAGGUGAUGGGCCUUUCCAACUACCACUGCAAAUUGUUGUCGCCCAUAUUAGCUCGCUAUGGAAUGGACAAACAGACGGGCCGGGCUAAGCUUCUCCGGGACAUGAACCAGGGCGAACUGUUCGAUUGUGCUUUACUGGGAGACCGCGCCUUCCUUAUCGAACCAGAGCAUGUUAACACGGUGGGCUAUGGCAAGGACCGCUCCGGAAGCCUCCUAUAUUUGCAUGACACUCUUGAAGACAUCAAGCGGGCCAAUAAAAGUCAGGAAUGCCUCAUUCCAGUGCAUGUGGACGGGGAUGGACACUGCCUGGUCCAUGCUGUGUCCCGGGCUCUAGUAGGCCGGGAGCUCUUCUGGCAUGCCUUGAGAGAGAAUCUGAAACAGCACUUUCAGCAGCACCUGGCCCGAUAUCAAGCCCUGUUCCAUGACUUCAUUGAUGCCGCUGAGUGGGAGGACAUUAUCAAUGAGUGUGACCCUCUGUUUGUACCACCUGAGGGUGUUCCAUUGGGCCUGAGGAACAUCCACAUAUUUGGCCUUGCCAAUGUGUUACAUCGCCCUAUUAUUCUGUUAGAUUCUCUCAGUGGGAUGAGAAGCUCUGGUGAUUAUUCAGCCACCUUUCUGCCUGGGCUCAUCCCUGCAGAGAAGUGUACUGGGAGAGAUGGUCACUUGAACAAACCAAUCUGUAUUGCAUGGAGUAGCUCUGGUAGAAACCAUUAUAUCCCCUUGGUAGGCAUCAAAGGGGCUGCUUUGCCCAAACUGCCUAUGAAUUUGCUUCCUAAAGCAUGGGGUGUGCCUCAGGACCUUAUUAAAAAGUACAUCAAACUUGAGGAGGAUGGUGGUUGUGUUAUUGGAGGAGACAGAAGUCUGCAGGAUAAAUACUUACUUAGACUUGUUGCUGCUAUGGAAGAAGUGUUUAUGGACAAACAUGGUAUCCAUCCUAGUUUGGUUGCUGAUGUCCAUCAGUAUUUCUACAGGAGGACUGGGGUGAUUGGAGUUCAGCCUGAAGAAGUCACAGCAGCUGCUAAAAAAGCAGUAAUGGAUAAUCGACUUCACAAAUGUUUGCUCUGUGGUGCCCUUUCUGAACUUCAUGUUCCUCCAGAGUGGCUGGCUCCAGGAGGGAAACUGUAUAACCUGGCAAAAAGUACUCAUGGACAGCUGAGGCCUGACAAAAAUUAUAGCUUUCCCUUAAACAAUUUGGUUUGCUCAUAUGAUUCAGUGAAAGAUGUUCUGGUACCAGAUUACGGAUUGAGUAACUUAACAGCUUGUAAUUGGUGCCAUGGCACAUCUGUGCGAAGAGUCAGAGGAGAUGGCUCUAUUGUGUAUUUGGAUGGAGACAGAACUAAUUCUAGGUCCACUGGUGGCAAAUGUGGUUGUGGAUUCAAGCAUUUUUGGGAUGGUAAAGAAUAUGACAAUCUACCAGAAGCUUUUCCUAUUACUUUGGAAUGGGGUGGCAGAGUAGUCAGAGAAACAGUAUAUUGGUUCCAGUAUGAAAGUGAUCCAUCUUUGAAUAGUAAUGUUUAUGAUGUUGCAAUGAAACUUGUUACCAAGCACUUUCCAGGUGAAUUUGGGAGUGAAAUCUUAGUUCAGAAAGUUGUCCACACUAUAUUGCAUCAGACUGCCAAGAAGAAUCCUGAUGAUUAUACUCCUGUAAAUAUAGAUGGUGCUCAUGCCCAAAGAGUGGGAGAUGUACAAGGACAAGAGUCGGAGUCUCAGCUCCCAACCAAAAUCAUUCUUACUGGACAGAAAACAAAAACUCUGCACAAAGAAGAGUUAAACAUGAGUAAAACUGAAAGAACUAUUCAACAGAAUAUUACGGAACAGGCUUCUGCAAUGCAGAAACGGAAAACAGAGAAGUUAAAACAAGAACAAAAAGGACAGGCCAGGACUGUUUCUCCCAGUGCCAUUCGUGAUGGUCCAUCCUCUGCACCUGCUACCCCUACCAAGGCUCCCUAUUCACCAACAACUUCUAAGGAAAAGAAGAUCCGAAUAACAACUAAUGAUGGGCGACAGUCCAUGGUUACUCUUAAGUCUUCAACAACCUUUUUUGAACUUCAGGAAAGCAUAGCCAGAGAAUUCAGCAUUCCUCCAUAUUUACAGUGUAUUCGAUAUGGCUUUCCUCCUAAAGAGUUAAUGCCACCCCAGGCAGGAAUGGAAAAGGAGCCAGUUCCUUUACAGCAUGGUGACAGAAUUACAAUAGAGAUUCUAAAAAGUAAAGCAGAAGGUGGUCAGUCUGCUACAGCACACUCAGCCCACACUGUGAAACAAGAAGAGAUUGCUGUUUCUGGUAAACUGUCAUCUAAGGAACUUCAGGAGCCAGCUGACAAAGAAAUGUACUCCUUGUGUCUUUUAGCAACGUUAAUGGGAGAAGAUGUAUGGUCUUAUGCAAAGGGGCUUCCUCACAUGUUCCAGCAAGGUGGCGUAUUCUACAAUAUUAUGAAGAAAACCAUGGGUAUGGCUGAUGGCCAGCAUUGUACUUUUCCACAUCUGCCUGGCAAAACCUUUGUCUAUAAUGCUUCUGAAGAUAGACUGGAGUUGUGUGUGGAUGCUGCAGGACAUUUCCCCAUCGGUCCUGAUGUUGAAGACUUAGUUAAAGAGGCUGUAAGUCAGGUUCGAGCUGAGGCUACUACAAGAAGUAGGGAGUCAAGUCCCUCACAUGGGGUACUGAAACUAGGUAGUGGUGGAGUAGUGAAAAAGAAAUCUGAGCAACUCCAUAAUGUAACUGCCUUUCAGGGAAAAGGGCAUUCUCUAGGAACUGCAUCCAGUAACCCACACCUGGAUCCAAGAGCUAGGGAAACCCCAGCUGUAAGGAAGCAUAACACAGGGACAGACUUUAGUACUAGUUCCACUAAACCAGAGCCUUCUGUAUUCACAGCUGCUCCUAGUAACAGUGAGCUUAUUCGAAUAGCUCCUGGAGUAGUUACAAUGAGAGACAGCAGGCAGCUUGAUCCUGAUUUGGUUGAGGCCCAGCGAAAAAAAUUGCAGGAAAUGGUUUCUUCUAUUCAGGCUUCAAUGGACAAGCACUUGCGGGAUCAAAGUACAGAGCAGUCACCAUCUGAUCUUCCUCAAAGAAAGGGAGAAGUUGUGAGUUCUGUGAAGUCUGGGACUCUUCAGACUGGCUUAGCUGAAUCUUUUUCUUUAACUGGUGGCACUGAAAAUUUGAAUACAGAAACAACUGAUAGCUGUGUGGCAGAGGCACUGGGAGCAGCAUUUGCCACAAGGUCAAAAGUACAAAAGGGAAAUUCCGUGGAGGAGCCUGAAGAGAUGGAUAGUCAAGAUGCUGAGAUGACAAACACAACUGAGCCAAUGGAUCACUCUUGAUUGAAUUAGAGGCUAAUAAAGGCAGAAUGUUUAUUGUGAAUAUGUAAUAUUUGUUGGCUGGGCCACAUAACUUGAUUAGUCAUUAAAAAUCUUGUACGUAUAUAAUUCAAAGAUUAUAUCUUGUUAUUCAGUGCAUGACAGCAAGUGUGUGAUUGGCAAUAGCUUUUAAUAUACUGCUGCCCAGCCUGGCUCUGAAUUCCUAUAAAUUAGUUACUAGAUCUGCUGAGAUGAGUUUCUUCCAUAUAUGUGGUUAAUUGGAAGUUCAUGUAAUUUUAAUUUCAUGAAAGUCUUAAUGUUUCAAACACGAAAAUUCUCUUGCUAAAUAUGUUUGAUUUCUGAAAAGGCUAGAACUGGAAGGGAAUGAGAUUUUGCUACUGUUGAUGUCAUCAAGGUAACCACCCCACAUAUUUACUAGAAUGUCAAAGAUAUAUGUAAAUUUGAAGGUUAUCUGAACUAAAUUAUAUCUUAAAAUUCAUAAAAGGAUUUAUUAGACACUGGUAUCCUGACAUUUCUGUGAAUGUAAACACAUUCAUAGAGAUACAUAUUCUUGGUGAAAAUAAUCUUGAGAAUAGAGUGUAAUGAUAAAAUAUUUUGCUGAUAUGAGCAAGAUUAAGGGUAAAAUAUCUAUUCUAGAAUGAUAAAGUCAAUGUGAUUCAGUAAUGUUGCCAUCUGAGCCAACAUAGCCAAUUGUGUGCUCUGUUGUUGAUAAUAUGUUACCAUUAUUUUUUUAAUCCUGGCCUGGUCAAGUACCACUGAGUUGUUUUUUAGUUUGUUUAUUUUGUUUUUUUCCUUUAAUCUUGCAGAAGAAAAGUUGAUUGCAAAGCGUGGUAGAAAAUACAAAAAUAAUGGUAGCAGUAGUUAAUCUCUAAUUUUGAGUUUGUCUGAUUCACAGAAAAUAUAUAAAUAAGAAUUUAUCUUUAUGAAUGAGUUACAUUGUUCCACGAUUUUGAUCAAUGGUAUUUAAGCUUGUACAUGCUAAGUGUCUUUGACCCCCUUUGAACCAAAACUAUUUCCUUUUUUCUUUGAGUCCAUAAGGUUUUCUUUAUUUGUUGGCUUCACUUGGAUUUGGAUGCAAAUUUUACUGCAUCAUACCCUGAUUAACGGGGCAUUUGCUUAAAUAGUGUAUUCAUCAAAUCUUUAGUGCCAGUAUCCUCAAGCAGCAGCUUUCAUGCUUAUUCCUUAAAGACAAAGAAUGUUUAGCCUGAGAUUGGUAUUUGCACUAUUUUAUCCUAUUCUGCAAAUCUGUAUUCUGAAAUGUACAUUUCAAUCCAUCUUUUUCCUCUGUUCACUGAAAUUAAGUUGAAUUUGAAUGGAUGAAAGACAAAAUAUAUGUUAAUACACUCUCUUA